Molecule: messenger RNA, 3362 nt
Organism: Culex pipiens pallens (northern house mosquito)
Lineage: Eukaryota; Metazoa; Arthropoda; Insecta; Diptera; Culicidae
Exons: 3
Coding region: 127-1467 (446 amino acids)
Source: RefSeq, a predicted model, not a curated record
AGAGAUUUUGCGGAGGAGUUUCAUAAGAAAAUAUACAACUUUUUGUGUGGAAAUUUGCGAAAAUUGUCAAUUUCACGAUUUAUUUAUUAGACACGUAUAGAUUGUGCAUAAGUUCAAAGGUCAAAAAUGGAACAAGUCGACUGCACCUCAGAGCAAUCGGACGCUCCAGCAAACAAUGCCGAGCCGAUGGAUCAAGAACCUCUGCCUGAAGUUGUAGAUUUGACGGAAGAUGUCGAUGUCGAAAAAGAUAAAGAACCAGAAGUUCCUGCGAAAAAGCGCAAACCAGUACGCAAAGCGAAGGUCAAGCGCUUGACGGGAAUGAGAAUCGAACGCUUCCGGUUCCUCCUAAAGCAGGGCUACCCCUUCGAGACGGCCUUUUACGGUGCAUGCAGACGGCCCCACUUUGAGCUUGUUGCCUCGAGUGUGGCCUUGGGCGCAAUCGCGCGCCGUUCCGAGCAAGAUCCGUGGAUGUACGAAAUGCUUUAUCACGAUGAAAAGCGCAAUGAAAAGCACAGUUACAGCGGCCACUUCCGGCAGUCUUUUCACACGCUCAUCGAACAGGGUGAGUCCGUCGAGGAUGCGCUCGCGUUGGCGAGACGCGAGACGGACACCCGGACGGUGCUCGAAACUCCGAACGGGCUGUGCGAUCCGAAGACAUUUGAGGGGAAGAUACGGAUAAUUAUCGGAAGUACGCGUCACCCGGAGGAGGGAAUCACGACGGAGGAGUUCCGACAAAUUAUAGCGGAAAUGAGGACCAAUUUAGCUAAAAUUAAAGACAUUCGAUAUAUUCCGCACCUGGUUGAAUGCACGCUAGUUCCCGGAACCGGGUACAUUUUGGUCAUUUGUGGCGAUGCCAUCACCGUCCGCUGGGUUCGAUUGACCCUCAAAUGGAUGACACUUUGGCCGGGGGCGUCACUUUUCAUGGUGCGUGAAGAGAAAUUCCUCGCAUCCUGCAUCAUGACCCUUUCCAUCCCGGAUGGCAUCGCGAGGAAACUCGGCGACAUCAUGAAACAGCUGAAGGUUCAAAACCGUAAAGUGAAAAUAGACAAAUGGUCGGUUCUGACGGCCGAGCAGCUGGACAAACAGAGACUGAACAAACUCACAAUCAUGCUGCCCCUGAAGGACCUUAAUAAGCUCAAAACAUUAAACUCACCGCUUCACUACAUCAACCACAAACUCAGGCUCGUCGCGCCGGAAGACCGGACAAGCAUCGGAAAGCGUGCCCUCUUCCGGGGAUUUUUCCGCGUCAAAGACAUGGAAACAAAGGAUCUGUUCAAGGAGAUUGAGAGUGCAAACGAGGGCGUCGCCGUGACGGACGAGUGGAAACAGCUUCACCGGAGGACUGGCCGGAUCAUGUUCUUCGUGGACGCCGCUUCGGCCCGAGCGAUCCGGGCGGCAGGCGACGAGAUAAACUUUCAGUCUACCACGGUGAAACUAGUGUACCAUUCAAGAGUUUCGGAGAUUUAAUAAAGAUUUUUUCAAUAUGCUAAAUGUGAAUUUGCAUUGGAUUCAGAGCAAAAGAAAGCCUUGUCGAUUUUCUACACUACAUUACAUAUAAAACAACACAAUGGUUGGGCUUUUGUGUAAAACAAGCUAAACCCGACAAACUUCGUCUUGUUUUUUUCGUUUCUUGACGUUUUUAGCUUGUUUGCUUAUUCAGCCUCCUGUGAUCAAAAUGUGAUUCUACGUAACAUUUCCCAUACAAUCUGCAGAUUUUCCGGAAUCGGUUACAGAAUGGCCAAAGUUGUCACUUUUUGGCGUAAGAACCUUCCUUGGACUUGUACGAACCUAACGCAACAAAAAGCACUUCUAUCCGACGCUCCGUAUUGAACUGUGAAAACAAAACUGUUGAAAUUUUUAAUAUUUAUGUAAAAUAUUUGAGAAUUUUGCUUGUAAAUCAUCAUUUUCCGUGAAACGUGUGUAACUUUUUUUUCGUUCAAUCUGUGCUCUCCUGUUUAGCGUGUUAGUUGUCAAACUUUGUUUUGUGCACUGAUAAAGUUGGUGAUAUUUUUGCAUGGUGUUUUAUAAGUAACCAAAACGCAUCUUAAGGUCAAUCUUCUCAUUCAAAGUAAAGAAAAUCUCAACGAUGUCUACCCUGAAAGGAGCCGCUAUCGACCGCUUCCUCUAUCUGCUGAACAGACGCAUUCCCUUCCCGGUAGCGCUCCGAGAGGCACGCAAUCCAGAGUCAACGCUACUUUUCCCAGAGGAUGACCUGCUGGAAUAUCUACACUCACAUCCCGAUCCGUGGGUGUACAACACCGUUAAGGCCAACAGCACCGUGUUUGCCGCUGAUUUCCGGAAGGCGUUUAGCUACUAUUUGGGUUGGGGUAAAACCAUCGAAUGGGCGGCUGAUGCUGCACUGCGUCGAGCAGACUCGAUGGCAGCGACACGGUACUCCCAACCGCCGAUUCGACGUCCGCAAGCGACGAAAUUGGGCAAAAUUCGAUUGGCAUUUGCCAACACAAACGGAGCGCCCGUCACCCUUGAAGAGUUCUCUGCAGUGGCGGCAUCAAUCAGGAAGAAAAUUGAGCGCAACAAAGAUAUAUACAACGAGGAGCUGGACAUUGUUCCGCACAUCGUGGAUAUGAACCAUAUGAAUAUGUUAGGCUACAUACGAAUCAAGUGUGUCGAUAAAGCAACUGUUCAGUGGUUGGCUAAUUUGCUGUCUUUGGCUCCAGUGUCGAAAAGUGAAUCAGUUCUUCUGAUGCUCGAGUGGAAAUUUCACCGUUCAUGCAUUUAUUCGGCCAACCUCGAAAACAGUGUUGAUGACGACGCCGUUACAAUUAUUGAGAAUCUUAAAAAACAUAAUCCUGACGUGAAAAUGUUCAACUGGACGAUUAUUUCUCGACAUUUGCUGGAAGAUCAGAAAACCGUAUAUAUUCAUGCUCUAAUUCCUAGGUAUAAUGUGAAAAUUCUCCAGCUUAAAAAUAACGAGCUAAAGUACAAGCAAAGCAAGGUUAAAUUUACGAUGCGUACGGUAGAUGAAAGUAUCAGAAAACCGGAGAAAGUUGGUCUUCAAGGCGUUUUUCCUGAAUAUGAAGGCAAUUUUCUAGAGAUCAUCGAGAGCGAAAACGACAUUGACACCUUCAAGUGGAAAGUAGCUAAGCACGGUCAACUCACGGAGAACGGCGUAACUUACGUUUGGCUAAGAUUCAAAGUCGAUGGACUCUCGGGGGAUGUGAUCAAGCAUUCCAACAAUGAGAUAAGCUUCAUGUCGCAAAAAAUUACCCUUUAUAAAAAACUGAAUAAAACGUGGAUUGCAAAAUUCAAAAAUGAGAUUAAACAAUAAUUUUGUAAAAUACUCUGUCAUAAAGCUAUAGUAAAAUAAAAUGAAUUGAAUUAAAUUGCAUCUUCAACUUUAA